AUGAUAUGCUUCAGCGUGAUACUGGUGAAGGUGUCGAACUCGGAGAUUAACGCGGAGUUUGCCAAGGAUUGCACAUUUAUCGUGAUUCAAUUGGUACACAUACUUUACCUAACUCUUCAAGGACAAUUCGUGAUCGACGCGAACGAGGAAAUCUUCGAAUCGAUAUACAGCGCUUUGUGGUAUAACAGCGACAAGAGAACGCAAUCGUUGUUUGUAUUAGCGUUAAGAAAUUGUCUAUCUGCUCCUCAAAUAACAGCCGGUGGACUAAUUACAAUGAACUUGCAAAGUUUCUCAGAGAUUGUAAAGACGUCUGUCUCGUACUACAUGGUACUGAAAUCCGUAUAAACGACAUAAUGCACUUCUAACAGCAAGAAUAUCGACGAACAAAGCGCACUGGUCAGCGCAAAUCAGUGGAGUUGAUG
This is a messenger RNA of Habropoda laboriosa, 422 nucleotides long. RefSeq lists its product as uncharacterized. The coding region runs from base 1 to 345 and encodes 114 amino acids. Gene Ontology annotation, biological process: detection of chemical stimulus involved in sensory perception of smell; sensory perception of smell. The record is from RefSeq and is a predicted model, not a curated record. Gene Ontology annotation, cellular component: plasma membrane. The transcript has 4 exons. Gene Ontology annotation, molecular function: odorant binding; olfactory receptor activity. NCBI's taxonomy places the organism in Eukaryota, Metazoa, Arthropoda, Insecta, Hymenoptera, Apidae.